AAACAGAGGAAGAGGGAGAGAGAGGGAGGGGAAGGAAAAGAGUGAGAGAGGCAGAGAGAAGAAAAGACACAAAACUUGUGAUUUGACAAAAGAGGGCAGGACGAUGAAGGCCGGCGCAGAACUCUUCUCUGCAUUGGCUCUGUUCCUCCUGAUGGGGGCAGUGUUUACCCAGAGACCUCGGCCAAAGAAGCCCACCAGGCGCCCACCCACCACCAGGAAGCCAUCUGUCCCCCAGCCUGCUGUACCGGCACAGCCAGAGCCCCAGGAGCCAACAGACUUCCCCCCUCGGAUCCUGGGCCCACCUUCCAUGUUUCCUGACUGUCCCCUAGAGUGUUUAUGCUCCCCGAGCUACCCCAAUGCUCUCAACUGUGAGAACCGGAACAUCCGUGUGAUCCCUGUCAUCCCAUCUAGAGCCCACUACUUGUACUUGCAGAACAACUACAUCUCAGAAGUGACAGCAGAGCCGUUCCGCAACGCCACUGAGAUCCGCUGGGUCAACUUGGCUAAUAACCGCAUUCACCGAAUAGACAAAAACGUGUUUGAAAAAAUCCCAGCACUGCUGUACCUCUAUGUACAGCGUAACCACCUGAAAGAGGUACCUUCCGGUCUUCCAGCAAACCUAGAACAGCUCCGCCUCGGUAGGAAUCGUAUUUCUAAGAUCCCUGCUGGUGCCUUCAGCAAGAUGGGGAACCUGACGCUGCUCGACCUGUACCACAACCAGCUGAGUGACAGUGACCUGGGAAAGAACACAUUUAAGGACCUGAAGAGCCUCAUGCAGCUCAAUCUGGCUCACAAUGUCCUGAAAAAGAUGCCUGCUGGCGUACCCAGUACCCUAAUACAGCUUUUCCUGGACAGGAACCACAUAGAUGACAUCCCAAAAGACUACUUCGAAGGCUUAACCCACCUGGCGUUUGUAAGGCUGAACUACAACCAGCUGAGUGAUAAAGGUCUUCCCAAGUCUGUGUUCAACAUAUCCACCCUGCUGGACCUGCAACUGUCCCACAACCAGCUCGCCUCUGUUCCUUUCUUCAACAGUCACCUGGAGCACCUGCACCUCAACCACAACAGCAUCGAGAGCAUCAAUGGCACCCUGCUCUGCCCUUAUAACAUGCAGGCCGACUUCAACGAUCUCAGUCUGGUGCCUAGACUAAGGUACCUGCGUUUGGAUGGAAAUCAUCUGAGCCCCCCGAUUCCUGUGGAUGUCAUCAUGUGCUUCAGACACCUCCACUCUAUUGUCAUUUAGGAGAAAUGUGCCUAAAGGCCUGGGGUUAUGCACACAAACCACACACAUUACACACACAAAUACACACAGAGUCACUUUGUGCCAACUCAAUUAAAGGCAAAGCAUGCUCAGUGAAAAACAAGGUAGGCUAUAUCAACCGUACAUACUGUUGAACUGUGUUACUGAAAGACAAAUAGAUGAAAAAACUUACAGCAAUGAUAUGUUUAGUAAAUUCAUUGUUGCCAAAUUCAAAGGAAUUUAAACCUUGAACUACGAAUCUACAAAAAGAGUAGAUAUACUGAACUUUAGGGUUAGGUUUUUGUUAUAUUUUAUCAGUAUUUGUUUUUGUUUGUAGAGAUACAAUGCAAAAAAACUAAAAUAAGUACGCCUGAAAAUACAGGUACAUUGACAGACAUGCUCAAAUAUGGAGGGUAGUUAUGUUCACUAGCAGAUGUGACCAGAGUAGAGUUGCCACCAUGGACAACAAACAGACCUGCAGUGGCUUUCAGAAGAACCAGUUUAAAACAUAACUACCAUGUAGUGGAAACUGUCCUAAAUGUGCCUGUUAUUUUCAAGGUACUUCAUGUAAAAAUGGCAUUUUAUUCAUUUUAUUCUUAGUCUUCUGUAUAUUAUUCUUUUGUAUAAAGAAGCUUUGUACAAAUAAUGGAAAAUAAAACUUUUUCUUUGAUCAUU
This is a messenger RNA of Perca flavescens (yellow perch), 1915 nucleotides long. RefSeq names its product proline/arginine-rich end leucine-rich repeat protein (gene prelp). NCBI's taxonomy places the organism in Eukaryota, Metazoa, Chordata, Actinopteri, Perciformes, Percidae. The coding region runs from base 104 to 1243 and encodes 379 amino acids. Gene Ontology annotation, molecular function: protein binding. The transcript has 7 exons. The record is from RefSeq and is a predicted model, not a curated record.